AUGUGGAAACGAGCGUGCGAUCCAUGCGCCGCGCGAAAAGCCAAAUGUGAUCGGCAUUCGCCGUGCCAGCGGUGCAAGGCGCAUAAUCUCUCCUGCACAACCGUACGCGUAUCCGCAAAGCCAGGCCCCAAAGGCCCAUGGUCCAACAGAAGAAAAUCUCGUACCAAGACUCAAAAACUUUCCCCGGGAGCAGAGCCUGCACGAGAUGAACUACUGCAGUAUCUCUACAUCUACCUGCAGGAGUCGUACACUCUCUGGCCGGUCAUUGACGUAGAGCGCAUGAGCAGCCGCCUUCUGAACACAGCAGAUGUUUCAGCAUACGCUCUCUGCACUGCAAUCAGCGCAGUUAUCCUCCAGCGGACAGCUCAAUAUCGAAUACCAGAUAAUGGACAGAGCUAUCCAGGCAUAACUGAACACUCGAUACUGGCAGCAGAAUCCAAGAAAGCGCGAACAUCUCUGCUAUACAGCCCAAGGCCUGACCUUGAUAUCCUACUGUCCUCAUUUUUCUUGCACAUUUACUCUGCAAAUGCAGGCAAAAUACGUGAGGCCACACUGCUUCUUCGAGAGGCAAUCACUGUCGCACAAUUACUCGAGCUUGAUCAGGGUAUGCAUUACGCCAAUCUGCCAAUCGAGGAAGCCCAGCUUCAUCUCAGGAUCGUCUGGUUGCUUCAUAUCACAGAAAGAGGACACACCACCCGAUUUGACUUCCCAAGGAUCUUGCAUCUCGACCCAAACCUCCCACCGCUGCAGGCAGCAGAGGAUCCCUCAUCUUUACUACCAUUCACAAGCAUGUGCCAGCUCUUCCAGACCUUUGGACACGCCAUGGACGACGUGUUACCGGGUGCCAUAUCCGAUUUCUUCCACGGCAUGGACAUAUGCCUCCAGAAUACGCAAGAGCCGAUACCCGGUAGCGCUGUUUCAGUUUCACAGCUCGUCGACUUCCUCAUCACGAAACAGUGGAUGAGAAUGGUUCUGUGGAAGCGUGCUAUUUUCCACGUCGAAUUAUCGGAUGACAUACAAGGCAGUCUCAGUGUCGCCUUUCCUGAACAGGUGGCUCGAAUGGCAGCGAAGUAUAUUGUCGAUUUCCCGCGGGAGCUUGUCGAAGCCCAUGGGCUUGGAAUGCAUAUGAAGCUAGCAGACAUUGCAAUCUCCGUCGCGGAUAUGGUCUCCUGCAUGCCUCGUAUCUCAGCACAUCAUCAUCGCACACGCGUUGGUGCGGUAGAUGUAUUGAAAUACCUAGCCGGAUUCAUAUUCUCCAUCUCGAACAGUGUGAACCCUCGCCUCGGCCUUUUGCAAGAGAAGGUCUCUGGCGAGGCCUGGAGUUCCCCAUUGGAGUACCCGCCAUGGGGGAAUAAUCGGCCUGACGACAUCUAUCGAGGUAUUAAGAAGCGGAAGUUGAUGCUAGAUCUUGUGGCAUUAGAAUAA
Aspergillus puulaauensis is the source of this 1425-nucleotide messenger RNA. RefSeq names its product Zn(II)2Cys6 transcription factor. Gene Ontology annotation, biological process: regulation of DNA-templated transcription. The record is from RefSeq and is a predicted model, not a curated record. Gene Ontology annotation, molecular function: zinc ion binding; DNA-binding transcription factor activity, RNA polymerase II-specific. The coding region runs from base 1 to 1425 and encodes 474 amino acids. NCBI's taxonomy places the organism in Eukaryota, Fungi, Ascomycota, Eurotiomycetes, Eurotiales, Aspergillaceae. The transcript is spliced from 4 exons.